Mytilinidion resinicola is the source of this 1388-nucleotide messenger RNA. RefSeq lists its product as uncharacterized. The coding region runs from base 76 to 1056 and encodes 326 amino acids. Gene Ontology annotation, molecular function: RNA binding. NCBI's taxonomy places the organism in Eukaryota, Fungi, Ascomycota, Dothideomycetes, Mytilinidiales, Mytilinidiaceae. The transcript is spliced from 3 exons. The record is from RefSeq and is a predicted model, not a curated record.
AGCUGCAUCCAAGCACCAAGAGUCAAUCCCGCCACCGUUUCUCCUCCAUCUUCAAUUCCCUCUCUGAAUUUCACCAUGUUUCUCCUCCGCCGCGCUGCCGUGAGGGCAUUGUCCACUCCCUCGACUUCGUUCAUCUCGAAGCCGCGGUCAAUCACCACAUUCACGCCUGCAUCAUUCAGGCUACGGCAGCAACCCUCGAUAAGCUUGACGUUCCAGCGACGUUUCGCCAGCGACGACGUGGAAAAGUCAGAGGAGUUCGCGCAGACCGCAAUAGAGGCACCCGUCACAGAAACCGUCACCGAGACCUCCGGGACAGAGACCUCCGCGACAGAGACAUCCGAGACUGAGCCCCAGUCGGCAGUCGGUUCCGCUACCGAGUACGUCCAGGAGAAGGCGAGCGAUGCGCUCGAUGCUCUUGGUCUCGCAGCUGCUUCCAGUGCCGUAGCACCACCGCAGCAAUCAAAUACGCGUUAUAGUAACCCUUUGGCUACCCCAAACAAAGUCAUCUACGUCGGAAAUUUGUUUUUCGAAGUCACCGAGGAUCAGUUGAGGAGAGUCUUCUCCCGCUUCGGCACAGUGGAAGACGUCAGGCUCGUCACCGAUGGCAAGGGUCUUAGCAGAGGAUUUGGUUAUGUCACUUUCGCAGAAAUCAACGAUGCCACCGCCGCUAUCGAAAACCUCAACCAGCAAGUGUUUGAGGGCCGUCGCAUGAACGUCCAAUACCACAUCCAGCGUGAGAGGCCUGCCAGCGUGAGCACCCCGCGGUCGCCUCAGCAGCCCUCCAAGACCCUCUUUAUCGGCAAUAUGUCGUUCGAGAUGUCGGACAAGGACCUGAACGAUCUCUUCCGCGACAUUCGCAACGUCAUGGACGUCCGUGUUGCUAUUGACAGGCGCACUGGACAGCCCAGAGGCUUCGCCCACGCCGACUUUAUCGACGUUAAGAGCGCUGAGCAUGCCAAGGGCUUAUUGGAGGGUAAGGAGAUCUACGGCCGCAAACUCCGGGUCGACUACAGCGGACACUCGACUCAGACUAGAAACCCUACCGCCGAAAGGUAGAGCUUCUGGGGAGUCUGGAUGUAUAUGAAGGUCAUGUUUCUGAUGGUUAGUGGGGGCCCUGGAGCGGUUCAAUCUUUGUGUUACUGUGGUGCCUGGUUGUGGUCCUUUCUACUACCCAAAGGAACUUUCUUGUACAAUUCCCAACCUUCCUCUUCUUUUUGGUCAUUGUUUUUGUCUUGAUAAUAUUGGGUUGUAAAAUAGUAGAGUAUCGACGAAUGAGCAGCAUGGCCUCACCACUCUUUGGGAAUUAGAGUACUGUAGAGGGAUUUCUGCAGAAGAUAAAAAGAAUUGAACUUAUAUCCCAAAGAUCAAGGACCCUUCACUUGUUGGCC